Molecule: messenger RNA, 2358 nt
Organism: Sphaerodactylus townsendi
Lineage: Eukaryota; Metazoa; Chordata; Lepidosauria; Squamata; Sphaerodactylidae
Gene: SRFBP1
Product: serum response factor binding protein 1
Exons: 8
Coding region: 107-1393 (428 amino acids)
Biological process (GO): maturation of SSU-rRNA
Cellular component (GO): nucleus; 90S preribosome
Source: RefSeq, a predicted model, not a curated record
GCGAACGGCGCAGGCGCGUACUUUCCGUUGCGGGGCUUCUACGGAAGCGUGCUCGGAGGUUCUGGUUCGAGAGGUCCCGGUUCGAGAGGUCGCAGCAACAGGGGCAAUGGUGCAAGUCAUGAACCUCAACAAUGAGGUUGUGAAGAUGAGAAGAGAAGUGAAAAAGGCCAGAGUUUUGACAAUUCGCAAGCUAACUCGACACAUUGCAAAACUAAAGUCAAAAAAGGGUACUGAAGAUGCAGUACUGAAGAAUCAUAAACGUGCACAGAGGCUACUAGAAGAAAUUCAUGCUAUGAAGGAAAUAAAACUUGACCAAGUUACCAAACUUGCCCUUGGUGGAGAAUUUAAUUUUGAACUUGUCUGCAAAAAGCCUGAUGCUACAUCAAAAGACAGAGCAAUUGCUAGACUGACCACUCACCCACUGCUGAAGGCAAAAAUUUCUGAUAUUAAAGCUGCUGUAAAAGCCUUCAAAGAUGCGAGACAGAAGCCAGCUAGACGUAUUUCUUCAGAAGAGAAUAAAUCAGAAGAACAGCUUACCAAACAACCUGAAGUGACCCAGCAUUCCAACAGUGGUGAACAUAACCAAAUAUUUGAACAAGGCAAAAAACGGAGAGAGCAGUCAGUCACUGACAAGAGAAAGAAGCAAAAUUGUAAGGAAGAGAAGCAAAAAACAGUGGACACUGAGAAAAAAUGCCCCUCCACUGAUUCUACAUUGCAAACUUUUGAGCAUCAUAAAUUAGUUCCUGAGAGUCAACUGGAAAUGACAGUGCACCCUGAAAGAAAGAAAUGUCCAGGUGCUCUCCUUUAUAGGGCAGAAGAUGAAUCAGAUAGUGAUGCAAGUAACACUGCAGCAGAGGAAGAGUACUUUGAUGACAGUACUGAAGAAAGAUUCUAUAAUCAGUCUUCUGGCCCUGAGGAAAGUGGUGGUGAUGAUGAUGAUGAUUUUUUCAUUGGCAAAGUAAAGAGAAUGAAAAAGAAGGGGGCAACUGAUCCUUCAUCACUUGCCAAAGAUAAAGUGAAAAGCAUGAUGGUUAAAAAUGCAAAGCAUCCACAGUCUGACUCAGUGCAAGAUCCAGAUGUACUACUCAGCCAUUCAAAUGCAAAAGUCAAGAAGCUAGAAUCUAUAUUUUACCCUUCAUUGUCCAGCUCUAAGCAGAAAUCCAAGAAUGUAAAAAAAACGCCUAGAGACCAUGUUUCCAAACAAGAAAUAGCUGUUUUUGGAAGAAAAUGCCCACAGAAACAGUUGCCCAAACGUGCAGCUAUAAAGCAGGACCUUAAGAGAGAACGGGUGGCACAACCCCUUCAUCCUUCAUGGGAAGCCAGCAGGAAACGUCGAGAGCAAACUUCUCAGAUCACAGCAUUCCAAGGAAAAAAGAUUAUAUUUGAAGACUAAUUUUGUUUGUCUUGUAAAUCCAGACUUCUGUAUCUUUAACAUACCGAAUAGAGAGGAACUUUGUCUGCAGCCUCCCCCAAAAGCCACUUCUGAAGGUCAGGAGAGCCUUUUGAAAAGCAUGGGAAAAAUGGUAAAAACCAAGACCUUGCAGAGCAAACAAAAAUCUCCCAUCAUUCCCCAAUGAUCCCAGCUUUCAAAAAAAGACUUUCAAGGAAGAAUGGGACUGCAUGAGGAAACGGAAACAGCAACACUUCUUUCCCAAACUGCAUUGUUUGCAGUAGUUAAUACUCAAGCUAUGCAAGAUUAAAAUAUUGAGGUUUUGUGAACAAUUGUUUUUUGUAUGGUAGGCUUCACUUUUCUAACUUUGUCAUAUAAAGACAGUUCUAACCCUGAAGUCAUGGGGUUGGUUCCAGCAACUGUGCUAACGGUCAUACAUUUUCCCUACUUUCCUCUCUUCCCAGCAGUCCUUUCUGACCCCAAGAUAGUUUAUUCCUGGGUUCAUCAAAUCCACGUGGACAAAUUGUUGUGUGGGUUGAGAUGGGGAAUAUGAAGGGGGACACAUCUCCCUUGUUGCUUCUUUCCUCCUUUUCAUUUCAGCCCACUGACCUACAUUACUCCACAUGACUCCCUCAACCCCAGGAAUAAAUUUUUUUGGAAUCAGAAAUAGAUGCUGAGGAGAGAGGGAAAGGUCCUUGUGCUUCAUUCAACCCAAUAACUAUAAGAAGCUUUUUUUAAAAUAGUCCUCUUGGCAUGUGCAUUUAAGCAGGUCUAUUUUUAAAUGACUUAAUGGGAAAUUGCUUGAAAAGUAACAUGUUUCCUGCCAGUUUUCUGAAAUGUUAUCAACAUAUGUCUAUGUCUGUAUACAUUUUUUGUGUUUAAAGCCUUGUACUUGUACCUUCUGGGUUUUUUUUAAAACACAUAAUUCUUCAUUUGUGUUUUUAAAAUAAGGCAGGUUUUUUUAAAAA